This is a messenger RNA of Phoenix dactylifera (date palm), 2979 nucleotides long. NCBI's taxonomy places the organism in Eukaryota, Viridiplantae, Streptophyta, Magnoliopsida, Arecales, Arecaceae. The record is from RefSeq and is a predicted model, not a curated record.
CAUUCCCUCCUCCUACUCUCCAAUGCCAAGCAACCUUUCCGCCCACCUCUCGCCUUCCCCUUUCCUUUCUCUUUAAAUAACUUCCUCAUUUCAUUUUUCGAAAAAAAUAAUAUUCCCUUCCCCGCCAAGCUUCCCAAGCCAUUAUUACCACCACUUCGCCGAGCAAAUCCAUCUCGUUCCCCCCGCGUGACACCGAUCUGAGCGUUUUGAUGCCUCUGCGGACUCCUUUACUCCCCCCGCUCCUAACGCCAUGAUCGCCAUUUAAUUCUCUCCCUGUGCUUCCUCUUCCUUCUCUCUUUAUUUAACAUGGUUCGGAGAGGCGGUGGGUCGAAGGAGGAGUCGGAGAUGGAAGGCGGAGGCGAGGAGUGGUACGAUGUGGUGGAGCAGAUCGGGAGGGGUUCCUUCGGCGCCGCCUUCCUCGUCCUCCACAAGACCGAGCGCAAGAAGUAUGUGCUGAAGAGGAUACGAUUGGCGAAGCAGACGGGGAAGUUCCAACGCACUGCUCAUCAGGAGAUGGCUCUGAUGGCGAGUCUGAGCAAUCCGUACAUCGUCGAUUACAGAGACGGCUGGGUGGACAAGGUAGAGUUUGCUAUCGCCCUUCGAAACGCUCGUACACACGAUCGUGUACACUCGAAUACGGAUUUCGAGAAAAGAGUAACGAUGCUAUAGGCCCCCCGGGGAGUUCUGUUUGUAUUGUGACUGGUUAUUGUGAUGGGGGAGAUAUGGCUGAGAGGAUAAAAAAGGCCAGAGGAGUGUUGUUCUCAGAGGAGAAGGUAUGCAAGUGGCUGACCCAAUUGCUUUUGGCCGUCGAUUACCUGCAUUCCAACCGUGUUCUCCAUAGGGAUCUCAAGUGUUCUAACAUAUUCCUAACGAAGGACAACAACGUACGGCUAGGGGAUUUUGGACUCGCAAAAUUGCUCAAUUCAGAAGAUCUUGCUUCUUCGGUUGUAGGCACUCCCAACUACAUGUGCCCUGAGAUACUAGCAGACAUACCCUACGGCUACAAAUCAGAUAUUUGGUCACUUGGUUGCUGUAUGUUUGAGAUUGCAGCACAUCGCCCGGCAUUCCGAGCCCCAGACAUGGCAGGAUUGAUCAAUAAAAUAAACAGAUCCUGCAUAUCACCGAUGCCCACUGUAUACUCUUCUUCACUGAAGCGAUUGAUCAAAUGCAUGCUGAGGAAAAAUCCAGAACAUAGACCUACUGCUGCAGAGCUAUUGAGGGACUCCUAUUUGCAGCCAUAUCUUGCUGAAUCCUGUAAUCCUUCUCCUAUUUACCUUCCAAUAAAGAGUAACAACAACAGUUCACCAGAGAAACGAGCAAGAAGCCGAGGUAACAGUCAGCCACAAGCUGGCACCGUCGGUAGUCGUAGUGCGGCAGGAGAUGAUGCAUCAAGACAGUCAGGACAUGUAGCUCAACCAAUAAGAAGGAAUAAAGGAAGCUCAUCAAGAAAGUCCAUUAAUGACACAGUAGAUCUCCACUCUGCUGGUAACCUGAAUAACAAUGAGAUUAAGAGGAUUGAUCCUAGUAGUUCUAAGAUAUGGACGCGUACUGAUGUUGACGAAAGAGGACAGGAUUAUAAUGGCAGCCUCCUGGUUAAGAAUACAGAUGAACAAGAGAAAUUUAAAGGCAAUCAACUAACCAGUGAAAAAAUUGGGUGCAUGCCUACAGAGAAACACCAAACAGACCAAACUGAUGGAACUCUAAUACGCACCUUGAAGGUGGAAGCUACUGCUAUGGACUCAAAAGGAGUGAAGUCAGAUGACAUAUGUGUACAAUGUGAGACAUCGGUAAGAAGUGGAGAUGAAGCAGGCCCAGCAAGACCUGCUAGCAUCCCUCUCUUGCAAAGAACAAAAACUGACAUAGAAGAGACAGGUGGAGUUGCAGAAGUGACCUCAUCUGUGAGCACACUUACCCUUGUAAAUGGUGAUAGCAUACAAGCUGAGUGGGACAACUUGAACAUUAUCCAGCAAAGAGCUAAUGCUUUGGAGUCCCUCCUUGAGCUAUGUGCACAGCUGCUAAAGCAGGAGAGGCUUGAGGAACUUGCUGCUGUACUAAGACCAUUUGGAGAGGAAGUUGUAUCAUCUAGAGAAACAGCAAUCUGGUUGACAAAAAGUCUCAUGUCUGCACCUAAAUUUGGAGGGCCCAAAAUCUAAUAGAAACUACAGCUGGUCAGACACCAGUUCCUAGCAUUUGUAGGACCAGAGGAGUAAUACUGGCAUUUAGAACAAGCUGCUGCCAAAUGCAAUGUGUUUCUGCCAAUCUAUGGAGCUGUUUUUUCUCAACCCCUGAUUUUUUAGCUUAAAUGAAACACAAUAAAUAUUCUCUAAGGAAUGAUUUAAUUAAUCUUGGGGUGCAAUUAUAGUGAUAUAUGGUGUGAUGUUGUAGUUGGCACAACAGCUAUAUUAUAUGUCAUUACAGGGGCAUACCAAGCCCCCAUACCAUAGCAUAUCCAGUCAGUGCAGCAUAUUGCAUACAAGCUAAUACAGCUUAGUCCUUAAAACCGUUCUCACCAAUAAGAAUUGCAUCUAGAGAUAAGACGAAGUGGAUGCACUGUCGUCAGCAGUUGGACAAACAGCACUCAGUGGUUCAUACUUACGGAACACCUUGACCUCAUGCAAGGCAACUGUAGUUACAAAUGACAUCUGCUGUCGGCAAAGAAUAACUUCACAGCAAUCAAUAAAUACAGUAGCUGCUAACUAUCUUUUGUUCUUUGCUGUCAAGAAAUGAUUAUCCAAGGCAAUUUAACAGAAUAAUGGCGGGCCGGAGAGCAUCAAACAACAAGAGAACCUGAAGACUACCAACUUGGUGCCGAGCUUCAUAUUUUUACUCAAUGACUUGUGUUAUCAGUUGAUCUCUACAGACAAAUAAUGAACUUAAUAACUUGUAGCAGGAUGCAGAAAUUAUUUUUGGUACAAUCCCCUUGAGAAUCUGUUGAAAAUUUCCUAAUAGAAUUCAAAAAAAGAAUCCUUGUUUUUGUGA